AUAAAGGCUCAUUUGAAUAAGAGACGUCCAAUCGAAACGUUUAGAGCACAACGAAGACGGUCCUUCCCCUUCGUCAUCGGCGAUAGCUCCUCGGAAACCCUAGAUUCUGUCCGUCACAGAAGUCAAAAUGGUGGCUAAUGCUGGAGGUCCACCCAGAGGAAGUGCAGCAGCAGCUGCGAGUUUGCGGAGGCGGAGAACAGCUGGCGGCGGUGGUGCAGCUGCCGGAGGAGGUGCCAGUACGAUGCUCCAGUUCUACACUGAUGAUGCUGCUGGUGCCAGGAUGUCUCCCAACACUGUUCUCUUUAUGAGCAUUGGAUUUAUUGCAGUUGUUGCUCUCCUACAUGUCGUCGGUAAACUCUAUGUUCGUCAUUAGUUCUUCGGCAAUGCAUCAAUAACGGAUCUGAUCUCAUGUUUACCCGCUUUUUUUUGCUCAAUGUAUUGGAUUUGACAAUGUUUAUGUUUUGGUGGUAAAGAAACCAUGGUUUGUUUAUCUUUUAA
Zingiber officinale is the source of this 498-nucleotide messenger RNA. RefSeq names its product protein transport protein Sec61 subunit beta-like. The coding region runs from base 128 to 373 and encodes 81 amino acids. Gene Ontology annotation, biological process: intracellular protein transport. Lineage: Eukaryota; Viridiplantae; Streptophyta; Magnoliopsida; Zingiberales; Zingiberaceae. The transcript is spliced from 2 exons. Gene Ontology annotation, cellular component: Sec61 translocon complex; endoplasmic reticulum membrane. The record is from RefSeq and is a predicted model, not a curated record.